Molecule: messenger RNA, 1395 nt
Organism: Branchiostoma floridae (Florida lancelet)
Lineage: Eukaryota; Metazoa; Chordata; Leptocardii; Amphioxiformes; Branchiostomatidae
Product: probable alpha-ketoglutarate-dependent hypophosphite dioxygenase
Exons: 5
Coding region: 142-936 (264 amino acids)
Source: RefSeq, a predicted model, not a curated record
CAAAUAUCCCCUAAAAUCGUUUAAAUACGACCGAAACUUCCUGAUACGACUAUUCUAUAACAGACUGCUGACACAGCCACGCUAUCGUCUUUAUUUAAAGUCAUACACGUCCUUGGCGCAGAACAGAACACAUCAACCAAAAUGCCUGAGACAAAAACAGACUACGGAGAGUUCUUCGAGAAGAACGGGUACCUUCCCGGUGUGACCGUGCUGGAGGGGGAGGACUUGGCGGCGCUCAGGAGGAACUUCGACGACCUCGAGAGCAAGAUCGGUAAGGAGAAUGCCCAGUACUCCCUGCAUAACGCCCACAUGCAGCACCAGUUCGCCAUGCAGGCGGCGGCCCACCCCACCGUCGUGGCGGUCCUGAGGGACAUCCUGGGUCCCAACGUCUUCCUGCUGGACUCCCGCUUCAUCUGCAAGUACCCUGUCAGCCAAAUCUCCGGGACGAAACCGGACGUCGAGCCGUAUGUAGCAUGGCACCAAGACGUCAGGUACUGGGGAGUGGACGGCGGGCCGGUUGUGUCCGUGUGGCUGGCUAUAGACGAUGCUGACGCUGAGAACGGAGCAGUUUACUUCAUACCAGGAAGCCACAAAGAUGGUCUACAAGAGCACGGCAGUGCACAGAAGGAGGGGAACAUGCUGACUUCUAACCAGGAGAUCCCCACGGAGCUAGUGGACGAGUCUAGCAAAGUGCUGUGUCCUCUCAAGGCGGGGCAGAUGUCCCUACACCACGGGCUGACCGUACACGCCAGCGAGCCGAACCGCUCCAGCCGGCGGCGGUGCGGCUUCGUGCUGCGGUACGUCCCGACCUGCGCCUACCCUUCAGACGACCCGGACCGGCCCCGCACCUUCCCCGCCACUGUCCUCGUCAGCGGAGAGAACAAGGAGGGAUUCUUCCAGGACAAGGCCCCUGCCUUCUUCCAGAAAACUGCUUAAAGUUAGCUCGAGCAAAAGCCAAAGUUCCGGGUGAAUUUAAAUCGCCUCGAUCGAUACAGUAACUGUUACGCCGCCCGUUGUUGUUCUUUCACUUUUGCUGCUUAAAUGUUUACACAGUAGUCAUAGAUUGUAAUAUGUGCACUUCUUACGUUAAUUAAUUUUGAUAACGUGAAUGUUUGAAAAGCUGUGUAAUCUUGAAAAAGGUAUUCGUGAAUUUUAAGUCUUAUCGCUUUUAUAGAUCUAUAUUUAAAAGAAUAUAUUUAUCUUGAUAUUUAUCUGCCAGAACUCAGAUCUAGCACUGUACAUUCCUACAAACUGACAAGUAUUUCUUGACCUUGUGAAAUUCUUUGAAUGAAUGAUAUUUGGAGACAUCACAAGCAACUGUGCUACGUUAUAACGUUACUUGUGGUUAACAUUCCAAAGGUUCAAUUCAAUAAAUGAUACAGAAAUGGAAUUCCA